Molecule: messenger RNA, 6837 nt
Organism: Porites evermanni
Lineage: Eukaryota; Metazoa; Cnidaria; Anthozoa; Scleractinia; Poritidae
Source: the annotation of a GenBank genome assembly
AUGGAUAUAACAAAAUAUUUAAGUUUACUGUUGAUGUCUAUAGAUCAGAGAUGUCGUGAACUGGUCUUCAAGCCUGAACAAACAUUCAUCGGAAAACGUUUACUUAAUCACGUUGUAAAUGUCGUUGAAGUCGUUGAUGAGGAUUCGUGUGGUUAUUUAUGUUUCAUGGAACCUAACUGCGCUAGUUACAAUUUUGAAAUAUCGACUAGUCAAGCUGGAGUCCACAAAUGUGAGCUGAACAACUCUACUCACGAAAGCAACGAAGAUGAUCUGGAGAAUGAUCAAAAUUUUGUUUAUCGCGGAACUAAGGUGAGCUCAGGCCAAAGGGUUGGGGGUUUGGGGGGGGGGGGGGGGGGGGGUGGUUCGGAGGGGAGAAAAGGGGAUCGCAUGCGCCGCCCGGGCGGGGGGGGGGUUUGAUGUGCUGUACGGGUUUUUAUUUUUGUUGUGUCAUUGAGUAGAGGCUCGUGUGUUCUCUCUACAUAUCGAGAACCAGCACACGCAAUUUAUAAUAUAAAAAAAUACAAUCAAGUAGGUGGAUCAAAACAAGUUGUAAAAAAAAACCACGAACAGAAAAAAAAAAAAAAGGGGAGGGGAAAAUAAAAAUAUUUGUUGGUUGACGGGAAGAGGGGGGAGAACGGGAACAGGGGGGGUGGGGGGGGGGGGGGGGGGGGGGGGGGGUGUACUUCCAAGUGCUAAAAGGCAUGUCACAUGUGCCGCCAGAUAGGGAAGCGUUUUUGAUGGUCUCCAUGGUUUAAAUAAUUUAUGGUAUCAUUUUUGCCCUUGUUGGGGCUGUUGGGGAGACCCUUGGAUAGGGUACAUGCCGUUAUUCUAUCAGUUAAAAUCCACGUGCGUUAAUCUCCAUCUAGAUGAGAAACAAAUCAUCUGUUAAUCUUGAACUUAACUGAUUAGAUUAUCAGGAAAGCGAUUUCAGGAGGAUGUGUAAUUUUCAGCAAAUUCUUAAAUAGUUUUUGUUUUUUUCCCUUAAAUUGGGUCUCAAUUUUUAGGUUUGGGCCUUAAAUCGGGUAUACGUAUGUGUUUGUUUUAUCCGUAAAAAAAGAGUCAGGUGUUAAGACCCUGAGCGGCACACACCUAUCCCAAAUUUAUGAGAGUACUCCGUUGGGGUCUAGAUCUCGUACAAUUGUACACUACAACAACAAGGACGGAGUUAGGGUAACGGGGGGCCAGCAUGCGUAUCGGCCUCCAAAUAUUUCAGUCUCACUAGCCUACAUGCAAGAUAUCCACAUUCCCAAAACCCUAGUGAUAUCGGCAUGCCCUUAUCAUAUUCCUCUAGUGAUUUGGGUUAGGGUUAGGAUUAGGGUUACAGGGGAUGCCGAUCACUAGGGUUUUGGGAAUGGGGAUGCCCAUAUCACUGUGACAGCGGGCACCCCUCCCGGUCUCUAAGGAAAAAGCCCUGGGGGCGAGGUUAGGGGGGAUAGGGGAGGGAUGUGGGGCGAGUUCCGAAGAACUUGUUCGCAGGCUACAGCCUCAUGUUUACAUGAGACCGUUUUUAAGAACUGGCCCCAGUUUUUUUCAGUUGGUUUCCUUAAUACUACCCCGUUGGAUGGUGAUUUAUCCGGUGGAUAGCGCUAUCCAUCGUUUGAACAACCAGCAGGGCCUGCUAAAGAAAUUUCGUUUGAAUUGUCAAACUGAGAUGGAAUUACAUCACAAAGACAACUGUUAAUUAGUUUGUGAGAAACAAAUACUGUUUUUUCUUUUUCAUCACUUGCUGCAAAACAAGUAAAACGUGCAAAAUGUACAGAUUUUGUUGCAAAAAGUAGAACUGCUCUCUACUUUCUGGAAAGACUUUUCGCAACCUGCUCAACCUAAUUUGUUACAAGACAGGUUUGCUUCGUGGGUGGUAAAACGGGCAAGCUCGUUUUGCAGCAAUGUUGUUCAACAAGUUGCAUGUUUUUAUGCCCGUUUUACCUUAGCUUUAGGUAAAAAUGGGCUACUUCCAUUUCCUUUCACUAAACUAAUUUUUAUAAGGAUUCACUGUAAAUCCGAAAGAUCUGUUUUAGCCCUAAAAAUGGGGCCGGUUGGGUGAGUAAAAUACAGUCCUAUUUUUGAGUCUAACUUGGCUCCUUGAAAUCAGGGCCAGUACAGUCCAAUUAGCUAGGGCUGAUUUGCUCCCAAGGGCUGAAAUGGGCCCCCGCGCGGGCUGGAACAGCCUUUUGAUAGAGCUUUUAUUCUAUCUUUUUCUUCUAGAGUGCCUGUGUCAACAACCCCUGCAGGAACAACUCAACAUGUCAAACCGGUUUCACCGACAAAAAAUACCGUUGUUCGUGUACCGCAGGUUUUACUGGCGAGCACUGUGAAAACGGUAAGAGACAUGAAAAACUCGUUAGAAGUGUUUUAAGAGAGUUGUGGGGAUUUAUUCAAAGGCAUAAGAUACCGCACUAACCUUGUUCCUAGAGUCUUCUGUCUUUUCGUUUGUAGAGGUAAAGAGAGGAACUUGGUUAUGAGGUCGUCUCAAGCAGCCUUAACAGACAGCCGUUCUAGUGUCUCACGCGUCGCGCAGCGCAACCUCGUCACUGUGACUUUUCCCUUUUUCCUCCUUUUUUUCUUAGGGUUAAGUCCAGGGGACGAGGUUAUACGCAGCUCUCCUCGUUAACGCUCCCCCCCAAAGGAGGAGCUUUGCAUUACGAGACAAAGGACAUGUGCCAAAAUUACUUUACUGGCCUUCUAAGCUCCAGAAAAUGAAUUUUUAAUUCCUCAAAUGACACUUUUUUUAGGUCUUGAUAGUUUUCAAAUGGGGUAGUGUUUUGUUUUGUACAAAGUCUACAAACCCUGCUCGCAAACAAAAUCAGUCAUUGUCGAGUUUGUUAGAACCUUUUCUAUUUUCCUCAGAUAUCAAUGAGUGCACCGCUGGAACACAUGACUGCAGUCCAGAUGCUGUAUGCGUCAAUUUGAUAGGAUCCUACAACUGCACUUGUAAACAGGGAUUUCUUGGAAAUGGAAAGGACUGUCAAGGUAGAAUGCCGUCAUCGUUAUUGCCAUCAAUGCGUGCUAAUUGUUUACUCUAAGAACUUUUAUGCCAGCUGUUGUUCCGAAGAUAGAUCCCAGAAAAACUUUUAUGCUCGAUUUGCCGUCGCCGUCGUCGCUGCUAAAACUCCCUAUUAGCUAUAACUAGGCUACCAAAGAACUAAUUGGAAAAAUUAUCCCCAAGAACAGUCCAUAAUGCACUUUGACGCAACUAACCCUGACCCAGUCUCAGAUACAGCACACAAUGCGGGCUUCUUAGUUUCCGUAACGGUUACCCCCGCCUUGGAUAGUGAUUUAUCCGGUGGGCAGUGCCAGCGUUUUGAGCUACUGGCCGGAAUCUCUUUUCCGGAUAUUCCGCAAAGACCUUGUUGGAAAACGACGCCAUAAAGCUAUCUUAGUUUGUGUCUUCACUGUUCUUCGCGUUAUAUACUGUUUUUUAACCCUAAAAAAUGCUUUAUGGUUUGCCAGUGGGACUGUAGCCUGCGAAGCAGCCGUUCUUCUCGCUCCUUGCCGUUAGGGACGUUUAGCGUGAGAGGCGAGAAAGACUCCGGCGAAAAGGUCCCAGGCGGCGAGAAGUGAAGAGAGACGGCUCUACUCGCAGGCUACGUGAUCACGUGAUACUGACAAUUUUGGAGUAAAGUUUGUCCCGCCCGUAAUUUUCCCUCAAGUAUCGCAUAUAACUACGAAGUUUUACCUAAAUAUUUUGUACCUCAGUAAUUUUAUUUUGGCUAUCUGACUGCUGACUCUGAUUUGCUUUCUUUAUAGAUAUUGAUGAAUGUGCUACUGGGAUGCACAAAUGUAAUAAACAUGACAUAUGCAAUAAUACUCAUGGGUCUCACAAUUGUACACGUGAGUCAGUUUUAAACUGCACAAACUUUUAGUCACAAAAAUUAACGGGUUUUAAAGUUUACAGCUUUUGUGGACUUAAUGUAAAUCUUUAGACGACUAGAAACUUCAAAAUAGCGAUGAAACACCAGCGGCUAUACCGUGUGGUAAUUAUGCUACAUUUUCUAUCCUAUGAGCAAGGUUUACCCACGUACCCCCGGGAGAGCUUGCUGGCAGGCUAUACAUUUUCUAGUUGGAAGAGUCUCGAUGGGACUAACCGUUAGCCGUAAAACAGCUAAAACAUUUGAUCAUUAGACGUAAAAAGUGAAAAUUUUAACCGUUAGUCGUACGUAGAAAAAAAGUUAACCGUAAAAAUUUUUCUAGCAAAAAAUUUGUCAUGUAAAGAGUGUCAAUAUUACCUGUCAGGACUUCACGCGUUUUGUCUUGUGGCUCAUGCAUAUGGUCCCUAUUUCAGCGCUAUCCUCCUCUCCUUGAAAUCGAUGGAACGGUCCUUAACCAAUAGAAACUUCUUGUUUUCAAAACAAAUGAUUUUUCUUCUUAAGAUGUCUGUUAACAGAAGUGGAGAGAAAUUAAUGGCUAGCCAUAGACAAGCCAAAAGAUCGAAAAAUAUCAACAGUUAACCGUAGGUUCGCAUCGUUAACAUAUUUCGAAGUUUAAUACUAAGAAUAAUUUGCACAUUAACUAACUUUCUAUAAUCUCAACAUGUUCCCCUUUAUGUAUAUGGAUUUCUCUUUUAUUUUCAAUUACGCAGCAAUGUCGUGUGGAGAACUUUACCAUCGGAAUAUGUAAGUACCAUGAAAGGCUUAAAAAUGGAAGAAAAUUGUAUCUCGCACUCACAUUACACGUGCGGCAAAGGGAGUUAAUCCUAACUGUGAAGAUUUUACGUUUGUUUACUAAAAACUCCCUGCACAAAGUAAAGUAAAGAAAAGUACAGUAAAACUUUAUUUACACAGGGUAGCCCAUUCAGCUCUAAAGCUGGUCUCCAUAGGGGCCCUAUCUUAAAAAAGUAAUUGAAAAAUACAAUCCAAAAUGACAUUUAAAGCCUAAAAUAUAAUAAAAUACCAAAGUUCUGAUAAAAAAGAAAUGUCUUUCUCGGUGGCAGAACGUCUGUUACUGAAUCUUUUCACUCUACAUAAUGUUUAAAGGGAGUUUGUUAAAAGUUUUGGCGCCAGUAAACAAUCACACAUAAUAACAAAACAAGGAAACAAAGAAGGUGGACUGAAACUCUGGAGACGAGGAGAAUAAAACAAAAAAUGUAUGUGGGACUAGUAAACCUAAUCUCUGGCUUAGUUUCUCGAAGGCCAAUUAGCCUGGAUCCAAUGUUAUAUUUUUAAGACGUAGCCCUUUGUCUUUGAUCUAAUGAAUAAAAUACAUUGAGCUCUUAUUAUUUUUCCAUUCCCUUACUCUUCUUUUUAGAGCGUUUUCAGCUCACAGGCAACCGACGCUACGCCAUUUUAUCUGAGCAAAUGAAAGUUUUUGCAAAGGGAAAGGUUAAACCCCCACAGGAUCGGUUUGGAACACCAACAUAGCCGCAAUUUUAUUUUAGACACCAACAUGAUUGUUUAUUUCAUUUUAGAUCCAGAGAAAUGAUAUCGUAUGAGCGGAUUGCAGUACAUGGAAAAAUCGUUGUCUACUGCGAAAUAAACGAAACUAUUCUUGGACCAUGUAGCGGCGGUAUUUGGACGCUGGUCAUGAAGAUUGAUGGCUCAAAGGUACGUAGCGUUAAACAGAUCCUACAGCUUAAUCCCAUAGUCUUCCUCCUCAAGGCAUUCUCGUACCCAGAGCCUCCCGUUUCCCUCUUAGCAAUGGUGUUAGGCUUUGUUAGGCAAGUGCGUCCGCAAAAAGUGCAAGUGUUUUAAAGAUUUCACGUGUCCGUAAUAAUGUCAUAUGACGUCAUUAACGGCCGAAUUCCUUAUUUAGACAACCUUGGUCCCAUGGCUCUCUCCUCUUACUCUCCUCCUCCCAGAGAACUCUGGGAACAAGGUUGUCAGUUCGGAUUCGUUACCGCUUAUCAUCUUAGGCAAUUUGCACAAACACACUCUCCCUAUCCUAAAUUACCAAAAGUCGAUGAAAGAAACUAAUUAUUAAAAAAUAUUUACGCAACAGAAAGUCUCUCAAUAUAUUAAAGUCAAUAAAAAGGACUAAACAUUUCAAGUGACAGAGUUGUUGUAUGACACGAUUUCCCUCGAACAACAAAUACGAGUUUCAUCGCGGAGCAUAAUAAGGAGCUUAAGCAAAGGAGUUUUUGAGCGACGCACGUCAAUCUGAAGUGAGGUGUUUUCCCUUUCCUUUAAUAUGCCUUCCGCUACCAAAUUUGUAUGGUUAGUGUCUUUACUCUUAACUAGACGAGUUAUCCGAAAAUUUGGGCAAAACUCAAUGCCCAAGAAUGCAACAAAUCCACUCCAUUUGACAUGCGUCGCUCAAAAACACCUUUGCUUUAGCUUCCUGUUAUAUCACUACUCACUUUGAAAACCUAAUUAUCAAUAGGUAAACUUCGAGUACGACUCUACUCUUUGGAGCAAUAACGAAACAUUUAACCUUGCUGGUGGUCAUACUGGGUUCGAUCAACAGGAGACCAAGUUGCCAACUUACUGGAACACGUCCUUCUCCAAAAUCUGCCUAGGAAUGAAAAUCUUGGGACGGGAUGAGAAACAUUUUAUCCUCAUAAACAAGACCGCUGACUCUUUGUUCUCACUAAUCGCCGACGGGCAACACCGCGCCACAUCACUGGGUCGUGAGACGUGGAAAUCACUCCUCGGUUCCGAGGGAUCCUUGCAGCUUAACUGCAACAUGGAAGGGUUCAACGUUUUUGAUGGUGGCUGUGCAAAAACAAGAAUUGGCAUUAUUGCUAACAACGAAAACGGUUGUAUUGUCUGCCCCGACUCCAGAAUCGGGUUUGGUAGUGGUGGAGCCCAUGACCCGUCGAACACGUGUGGUAACGCUGCAAAAUACAGUACAGAUAAUGGUGAUAAGGAUCUUAAGGCCAUGGGAUAUAUCUUUGUGCAGUAA